CGGUUUCAUUUCCGCCGGUUUGCGGUGCAGUUCUCUCUGCCCUCCCCAGAAAAUUUUUCUCCGAUCGCCGGCGAAAGCUGUGUUAAUCCCCGUUUUACCCUGCCGUUCCUCGUUAUUUGCAUUCUAAACCCUCCGGAUUGCUGUUGUUUCGACUCAUCUGGUUGCCAUUUCCGUUCGUGUUAGCUUGCUAGGGUUUGGAGAGGGAGGCGAGGAGGAUAAUCAGCGGAGGAAAGGUUGUGGAAGAAAUGGCGCAGAUUCAGAUGCAGCAUCAGAGUCCGGUGCCGGCGCCUAACGGAGUGCCGGCGGCGAGUGCUGUUGCCGGCGCCGCCGUCUCUAUCGCUGCUGCAGCUCCUGGGGCUGGGGUUGCGAGCCAGUUCACUACGACGUCGUUGUAUGUUGGGGACCUGGAGCCCACCGUGACAGACUCGCAGCUCUAUGAUGUGUUCAACCAGGUUGGUCAGGUGGUUUCGGUUAGGGUUUGUAGGGAUCUCAGCACUCGCCGAUCCCUCGGCUAUGGAUACGUCAACUAUAGCAAUCCUCAGGAUGCGGCAAGGGCACUGGAGGUUUUGAACUUCACGCCUCUCAACGGCAAGUCGGUUAGGGUCAUGUAUUCUCAUCGUGACCCUAGUCUACGUAAGAGUGGAACUGCAAAUAUAUUUAUCAAGAAUUUGGACAAAUCAAUUGACAACAAAGCCUUGUAUGAAACUUUUUCAAGCUUUGGCAACAUCCUCUCAUGCAAGAUAGCAACUGAUACUAACAGCCAGUCUAAAGGAUAUGGUUUUGUUCAAUUUGACAAUGAAGAAUCGGCUCAAAAUGCCAUAGAUAAGUUGAAUGGCAUGCUAAUUAAUGACAAGCAAGUCUAUGUUGGACAUUUUCUUCGUAAGCAGGAAAGAGAAACUUCAACUGUUAAGACAAAAUUUAACAAUGUUUUUGUGAAGAAUCUAUCAGAAUCCACAACAGAUGAGGAUCUGAAUAAAACUUUUGGUGAAUUCGGGACAAUUACUAGUGCAGUAGUGAUGAGGGAUGCAGAUGGCAAGUCCAAGUGCUUUGGGUUUGUCAAUUUUGAAAAUGCAGAUGAUGCUGCUCAAGCAGUUGAAGCUUUAAAUGGGAAGAAAUUUGAUGACAAAGAGUGGUAUGUUGGGAAAGCUCAAAAAAAGUCAGAAAGGGAGCAAGAAUUAAGAAGUAAAUUUGAGCAGACUGCAAAGGAAACAGUGGACAAAUAUCAAGGCGCAAAUUUGUAUGUCAAAAAUUUGGAUGAUAGUAUUGAUGAUGACAAGCUAAAGGAGCUCUUCAAUGAUUAUGGUACAAUAACAUCAUACAAGGUUAUGCGGGAUCAGAGUGGAAUUAGCAGAGGAUCAGGAUUUGUUGCCUUCUCAGCUCCUGAGGAAGCUUCUAGAGCUCUUACUGAGAUGAAUGGAAAAAUGAUAAUCAGCAAGCCACUUUAUGUUGCAAUUGCUCAGCGGAAAGAAGAGAGAAAGGCAAAGUUGCAGGCGCAGUUUCAACAGAUGCGACCAGUUGCAGUAACACCAGCUCUCGCUCCCCGAAUGCCGAUGUAUCCUCCUGGUGCACCAGGUAUUGGCCAGCAACUCUUUUAUGGCCAAGCUCCACCUGCUAUGAUUCCUCACCAGGCCGGAUUUGGAUACCAGCAGCAGCUUGUGCCCGGAAUGCGGCCAGGAGGAGCUCCAAUGCCAAACUUUUUUGUGCCAAUUGUCCAACAGGGUCAGCAAGCCCAGCGUCCAGGUGGCAGGCGUGGAUCUGGACCAGUGCAACAAGCUCCGCAGACUAUGCCCUUGAUGCAACAGCAGAUGCUCCCAAGGGGAAGGAUGUAUCGAUUUCCCCCUGGCCGGAAUGUGCCAGAGGUGCCAGUGCCCGGUGUGGGUGGAGGUCUUCUUUCUGUUCCUUAUGAUAUGGGCGGUGUUGCACUUCCUCGAGAUGGUUCUUUGGGACAACCUGUACCAAUUACAGCACUCGCAAGUGCCCUUGCAAAUGCACCGCCUGAGCAACAGAGGACAAUGCUUGGCGAGAAUUUGUACCCGCUUGUUGAUCAACUGGAGCACGAGCACGCAGCCAAGGUUACAGGCAUGCUUCUGGAGAUGGACCAAACCGAGGUCCUCCAUCUGCUCGAAUCACCAGAAGCUUUGAAAGCCAAAGUCGCGGAGGCUAUGGAAGUUCUGAGGAAUGUUCAACAGGCUAACAGCCCAGCAGACCAACUUGCUUCACUUUCCCUCAACGACAGCCUUGUGUCCUCCUAGGCUAGGCGCAGUCAAAAACUGUAUCUGCUUGGGUGUGAAGAGAAGAGUAGAUUUUUUAUUUUUAUUAUAGUACCAAGUAUUAAUCUUGGUAUAUUAUCUCCUAGGAUUUUCAAUGCGAAUAGCCAUAUCCACUUUUAGAUAAAAAAAUUUUGGAUCUAGAAAUUGUUUCCACCAUUUAUAUUAUUAUUAUUAUUAUUAGUUCUAGGUUCUGAAGAGUCU
Messenger RNA from Ipomoea triloba (trilobed morning glory), 2471 nucleotides. Its product is annotated as polyadenylate-binding protein 2-like. The record is from RefSeq and is a predicted model, not a curated record. Gene Ontology annotation, cellular component: ribonucleoprotein complex; nucleus; cytosol. NCBI's taxonomy places the organism in Eukaryota, Viridiplantae, Streptophyta, Magnoliopsida, Solanales, Convolvulaceae. Gene Ontology annotation, molecular function: mRNA 3'-UTR binding; poly(A) binding; poly(U) RNA binding. The transcript has 9 exons. Bases 246 to 2252 code for a protein of 668 amino acids.